This is a messenger RNA of Pezoporus occidentalis (night parrot), 5613 nucleotides long. It is a transcript of the gene RPS6KA2, whose product is annotated as ribosomal protein S6 kinase A2. Gene Ontology annotation, molecular function: magnesium ion binding; ATP binding; ribosomal protein S6 kinase activity. The record is from RefSeq and is a predicted model, not a curated record. Bases 569 to 2770 code for a protein of 733 amino acids. NCBI's taxonomy places the organism in Eukaryota, Metazoa, Chordata, Aves, Psittaciformes, Psittacidae. Gene Ontology annotation, biological process: intracellular signal transduction; peptidyl-serine phosphorylation. The transcript is spliced from 21 exons.
CUUGGAUCUGACCACCAUAGCCCUCAGUAAUUAUAGUAGCGUUGAAAUUCCAAGCUAAAAACAGAAGUGCAGCAUGUGCCUAUUCCCCAUGUGAUUCGGAAACCAGGAAAUUGAAAGAGCCUGACUGAGAAGGGAGGGAGUGCAAAGCAAUAGACACAUCUAAUAUUUAUCUCAGACCUGCUACGCCUGGGACGCAGGAGCUGUCAUCUGCGGGAGCUGAUUAUGCAUGCAGCCGAAGCAGAGCCUGAUUGGAUGUAGUAGGACCUAAGGCGAGGGGGAGAGGGAGUGAGGGGAGACUUCGGCUCGCCGCACUGAAAUGUAAACAGUGGAAAGCAAGAAGGGAGUGUAACGCCUUUAUGCUCGGAAGAGCUAGCAGCCGGUUCUGAGCUCCCAUGGCUCCGGCAAUGUACCUCUUAUGGGUCUAGCUGUGCCCGGCUUGAUGAACAGAAGCAGAUACUUUGGAGGCUCUCCUGCCUGUGGAUAUAAAUAGGGGGCAUUCGGGAUGCAUUAGCUUUCUCCGGCUGCACCGCAGCUCCUUCGUGCUGCACGCCACAGCUGGGACAGGGCAAUGGACAUGAACAUGAAGAAGUUCACAGUGCGUCGGUUCUUUUCGGUCUAUCUCCGCAAGAAGUCUCGGUCCAAGAGCUCAAGCCUAAGUAGAUUUGAGGAAGACGGUAUCGUGAAGGAAAUAGACAUCAGUCAUCAUGUGAAGGAAGGUUUUGAAAAAGCAGAUCCUUCUCAGUUUGAACUGCUGAAAGUAUUAGGACAAGGUUCAUAUGGAAAGGUAUUUCUAGUGAGGAAGAUCAAAGGAUCUGAUGCGGGUCAGCUUUAUGCAAUGAAGGUACUUAAGAAAGCAACUCUGAAAGUUCGGGACCGGGUACGAUCAAAAAUGGAGAGAGAUAUUUUGGCAGAAGUGAAUCAUCCUUUCAUAGUCAAGCUUCAUUAUGCAUUUCAAACAGAGGGAAAAUUGUAUCUAAUACUAGAUUUCCUGCGGGGAGGGGACCUUUUCACAAGACUCUCCAAAGAGGUGAUGUUUACAGAAGAGGAUGUCAAGUUCUACUUAGCUGAGCUGGCCUUGGCAUUAGACCAUCUCCAUGGUCUUGGAAUUAUUUACAGGGAUCUAAAACCAGAAAACAUUCUUCUUGAUGAAGAGGGCCACAUUAAGAUAACAGAUUUUGGUCUAAGUAAAGAAGCCAUCGACCAUGACAAGAGAGCAUACUCAUUCUGUGGGACAAUAGAGUACAUGGCCCCGGAGGUGGUCAACCGACGAGGACACACACAGAGUGCUGACUGGUGGUCUUUUGGCGUCCUCAUGUUUGAGAUGCUGACAGGAUCGUUACCCUUCCAGGGAAAAGACAGAAAGGAGACGAUGGCACUCAUUCUCAAAGCCAAGCUGGGAAUGCCACAGUUCUUGAGCAUAGAAGCCCAGAGCCUGCUGCGAGCCCUCUUCAAAAGGAACCCCUCCAACAGAUUAGGUGCUGGAUUUGAUGGAGUGGAAGAAAUUAAACGGCACCCUUUCUUUGUUACUAUAGACUGGAAUAAAUUAUACAGGAAAGAAAUCAAGCCACCUUUCAAGCCUGCAGUGGGACGGCCAGAAGACACCUUUCAUUUUGAUCCAGAGUUCACAUCUCGGACCCCCACAGAUUCUCCAGGUGUUCCUCCAAGUGCCAAUGCUCAUCACCUUUUCAGAGGGUUCAGUUUCGUUGCCUCUAACUUGAUGCAGGAGCCUGCACAACAAGAUGUGCACAAAAUCGCAGUUCACCCAAUUGUGCAGCAGUUACAUGGGAACAACAUUCACUUUACAGAUGGAUAUGAGAUCAAGGAGGACAUAGGAAUUGGCUCCUAUUCAGUGUGCAAGAGAUGUGUUCAUAAAGCUACAGAAACAGAGUUUGCAGUGAAGAUAAUUGAUAAGAGCAAGAGAGACCCCUCUGAAGAAAUUGAGAUCCUCUUGCGAUAUGGACAGCAUCCAAACAUCAUUACUCUUAAAGAUGUCUAUGAUGAUGGGAAAUAUGUGUACCUGGUGAUGGAGCUGAUGCGGGGAGGUGAGCUCCUGGACCGCAUUCUUCGGCAGAAGUGUUUCUCAGAGCGGGAAGCCAGUGCUGUGCUGUGCACCAUCACCAAGACUGUGGACUACCUGCACUCUCAGGGUGUGGUGCACCGAGAUCUCAAGCCAAGUAACAUCCUCUACAUGGAUGAGUCAGGAAACCCAGACUCCAUCAGGAUCUGUGACUUCGGGUUUGCCAAGCAACUGAGAGCAGAGAAUGGGUUGCUCAUGACUCCCUGCUACACAGCCAACUUUGUUGCCCCUGAGGUCCUUAAACGCCAAGGUUAUGAUGCAGCCUGUGACAUAUGGAGUUUGGGGAUCCUACUGUAUACCAUGUUGGCAGGGUUCACUCCUUUUGCAAAUGGACCAGAUGACACCCCAGAGGAGAUUCUGGCCAGGAUUGGCAGUGGCAAAUAUGCACUUACAGGAGGAAACUGGGAUUCAGUAUCUGACACUGCAAAGGACAUUGUGUCUAAGAUGCUUCACGUAGACCCUCAUCAGCGCCUCACAGCAGUCCAAGUCCUAAGACAUCCAUGGAUAGUGAACAGGGAGUAUCUGUCUCAAAAUCAACUCAGCAGACAGGAUGUUCACCUGGUGAAGGGUGCAAUGGCAGCCACUUACUUUGCUUUAAACCGAGCACCUCAGGCACCGAGGCUGGAGCCUGUAUUGUCCUCCAGUCUGGCUCAGCGGCGGGGCAUGAAAAGACUUACCUCUACCAGGUUGUAGCAGUACCCCCAAAAGGCCUCUUUGAAAACCCACAUUUUAUUAUUUGAGAAAUUCAUCUUUACUUGGCUAGCAGAAUUUUUUGGACAACCUGCACAUGAAAUCGCCAGAACUAGCAGAAGCCCAGUGUAAGGCAAAAGUUCUCCUUUGCUCCAUCAUUUUUUUUACAUUCCAGCCAGGGUCCCAAGUUUAACAACUUCACAAAGAUGUGCCAAUUUUGCCAGUAGCUCUGUUCCUCACUGAGAUAAAGCCAAAUAAAGUAGGUGUGCUCCAUCCAUCCCGCCUUAGGAAACACUGUUUUUGAGUCCUUAAGAUGUUCCAUGAGAACACUGUUUUCAUUUUGUUUCUCAAGAAAAAGCACUUUUUGUUAUGAAGAACACAGUCGGGUUUGAAUGUUUCCAGCUGUUCCAGCCUGCGUCAUGAUGAAGUGACUUGGUUGGUCACCAGCUGAUGUUACUGAUCUCCACUCACCCCAGGAAGAGUGAAGGCUGCAGAGACACAUUAAUUAUACCUUACUUGAAGCAAGUUCUACACAACAUGAAGGAGAGAGAGCUGUCAGUGGUGGAAAUACCUUCAGAUUUUAAGAAAUCCUUUGCACUUUGCCCCUGCCCUCUCUGAAACGAAGACAGCACAGCUCAUGGAGCGCAUGGCACCAGCCCUGACUUACACAGAGGUCUCCAAGAGCAGGAAACCUCUGAGAAACUCGGUCCUCUGCAGAAAUUAUUGGGUCUUGUGAGACUGUGGGAAAGCAUUCAUGUAAAACAUUGUGAGUAGGGGCCUGUGGAUCAGAGGAGAAAAAGGUGUCUGGUCUCAGCCAGCAAGUGGGAGGACUGGGCAAAGGGGCUGGUGAACUGAGCAGAGGCAGGGAAAGGUGUGGGUGACUGAGGACAGUAGGCAAAAAACCCUGUGGCAGCAUGGGGAGGAGUACUGCCAAAGGGAACUUCGUGCUUGGGGGCAAACUGUGGCUCUAAAAGCAAGGGGUAGUUUCUCUCCAGCAGCUGGUACAGAAGAGGGUUGGUGGGCGGCUGAGCUGACAAGGGCUGGCUGGGUCAUGCAGCUCUCCUUCCAUGCCAUCACCAAAUCAGCUCUGCCAGGCCAAAGUGCCACCCUGGAGCAUGUGAGGCCAUUUCCAGUCACUGCUCUCUGCCCUCCCCUGGCUGCUUACCUGAAUCCACCUCCAUCACCCAACAUUUCAUGUCCUUGCCUGGCUGUUCUCUAGCAGAGCUCAACUCCCUGUGAUGUGUGUACAGAGAGUAUCCACUUCUGAAGAGUCCAGCUAACUCUAUUACAAGCUUUAAUAAUAAUAAAUUAUGAGGAGAAACUGGAGGAUGCUCUGCUUUUAUAUUUAUAUAAAUAUGUAGAUGUGUAUUUAUAUAUAUAUAAAACAAAAGUUCUGUACCCUGGGUUUUCCAGGUUCAGGGAAAGAAAACUUUGUUGAAAUGCUCUCAGCAAAAUGGACCUUUUUUCUCAUUCCUUGAUUUCAAAGAAAGUGAGCAAGGGUUGUGGUGUCAGAUGUGAACUAUUUUUUUAUUCUUUUUCUUACCCAUUUUGGUUUAUGGUGGUCAGAAGCUGACCAGGAUUCUUCUUUGUACUGCUUUUGUUAAUUUUUAUUUUCCAAGUAAAUUUUGUCACCUCAGAUGCUUUGUGGGAAAAGUGAAUGUGUUAUGUUGGCUUCUUUUUCUGUUGUGAUGGGAAAGAAAGAAAAAUGUGAACAUGGAGCUUCAUAUGCUAGAGAUGGGAAUUUUUUCUUGUUGAAUAUGUAUGUGCAUCUCAGUGUCGAACUGGAAUUACCAAUCAUUGCCUCAGAAUGUUCAAAGGAACAAGGAGCUGCAUUUGCUGCGGCAACAUGCUUCCUGAAACCAACUCUGUUCCUGCAUUGCCUGAAACUUGUUUGUUUGCAUUAGUCUAUUUUUAAAUUUAAACUUACUCUUAAUAUUUUAAACUGAUAUUUAAUGUUCAGGUUUAUGUGCUGUGCACAGAGGACUGCUGCAAAGCAGCUCUCCUUGAAGCCCUUCUCUUUUCUAGAAUAAACAAUGCUGUGAAAUUUCACACAGUGGCUGAAUUGGCUUGGACUGAUGCGUGCAAACACACGCAGAUGCGUGUCUGUGGUUAUAGACACAGCAGCCCUUAUUCUCUCCUCUGGCUAAGCUGUGCUCAGUGUCAGCUUUUUGCUGCCUUUACACUUUUUGUCUUGUUAGAAGUUAAGUAUCACAUAUUUCUGCUACCAGCACACCACGAGGCAAGUCCGCAGGCAGGGGAGAUACUGGCUGAUGCAGAAACACUCAGGCCAGGCCCUGUUUGCCUGGAAGUGACUUCUAUCCUGGAAGAAGGAAGGAUGGGCAUAAGGAUGCUAAGGGCAGCCUGGAGGGAGGGCUGUAUUUUCUGGAAUCCCAUCUGAUUUGUUUUUUAAACAAAAUGUUUUCUAUGGCCCAUGUAAUUGUACUAUCUGUGGGCAGAAAGAGUUUUGUAAAUAUUAUGUACAGGUUUUGUCUCCCCCUGAGAUUUCCUGGCUAUUUUUCAUUGCUUCAGUUUGCUUUCUCUUCCAAGUCAUUGGAAACAGUCUAAUUUCCUCUUACUAUACUUGGUCUUAAUUCUUUGAGCAUUUUUUUUCACCUGAAUAUUAUUGCAGGCCAAGCUUACAGGAUGUUGCUCUUCCCAAAGUUUAAUGGUUUGACUCUCUUCCUGAUUUAGCUCUUUCUAACCCACCAGCUAUUAACCCAUUAACCAUACAAGGUUUGGGCCAUAUACAGAAUUAUAUGUGUUGAUGCUCAUUAAUUACUUUGUAAGCCUAUAAAUUGCAUAUAAUGGGGUUUUCUUAUUAAAAUUUUGUUGCCAGUGCAUCCAGA